UUUUGAAACUACAUUGGAAAGAUUUCAACCAUUCAACCUAACCUUAAUCCCUAAUCAGAUAAUCAGCUGUGUUGUGUUGUGUUUUUAAACAAGAAAUAAGAAUCAAGAAUCGUAAUCGUAGUUUUUAAACUAAACCCACAGCUUCUAAAACUUUAACAAAUAUAAUUUUAUAAUAAAAUAUAAAUUACACUGUGAGAGUAACAAACAACUAAAAAUGUCUGAUUUCGAAAGAAAGAAAAUAAUUACUAACAAAAACAGACCCUUCAGUAAUCGAGAAUCGUCAAGUGGUCGAAUCUUUACAAGCAGAGGAGGUGUUAGCAUCAAAGAAAGAGAUGUAAAUUCUGAAGGAAGCAUUAAGCAACCCACAAUUUUAUUGAAACCCAGAGAAUCUAAUAUUGAGGAUAAUAGUUUUGCGAAAAAGAAACAGAGAGAAAAUGAAGCAGCAACCAGUAAUCAGGCCUCGAAGGAAAUUGAAGGCACUACCCCAGUUUUGAAACACAUGAAAAAGUCUAUAAAGUUGAUUGAGGAUGGUAUCAUGAACACUGAACACGUUCAAGAAUAUUUACAAGAAAACAGUGAUUUUAUUGUUGUGGCAGUAGUAGGUACUCAGCACACUGGAAAAUCCGCAAUCUUAAAUUUAUUAACACAUGAAAAGAUUACAGACAGUAUCAAAAAAAAUAUAUUUCAUUCCAACUUUGAGUCUAAAGAAGAUUUUGAAGAUACCAUUACAUUACUCCAAAGGGUGGAGGAAAGUCAAGAAGACUCGUCAAAUAUUUUCAAAGUGCACGAUCUAGAAGACACAGUAGAUUGUACAAACACUACACAAGGCAUAGACAUUUACGUUUCCUCAAACCGAGUAAUAUUUUUGGAUUGCCAGCCAUUUAUUGCUGUAUCUCCUUUAUACGAUUUAAUAAAUAGUGAAAAUAAAAGGACUAAUCUUGUCAAUGAUUUUAUACCUUUAGAAAACAGUGGAGAAAUACAAGGACUUCAGUAUACAGCUUUUUUAAUGUCAGUGUGUCAUAUUUUGUUGCUUGUGCAGGAUUGGCGUUUUGAUUGCAAUGUUGUAAGGUUUUUACAAUCAGCUGAAAUGUUGAAACCAACAAAAUCGAAUCCUGAAGAUGAUUGUUUAGAGCAUUUUCCCCAUUUAAUUAUGAUCCAGAAUCGAGCACAAAUGGCAGAUUUUACACCAAAAGAAUUCAAGAUAUUGCAGAAAACGUAUGAUGCUCUGUUAAAAAAAACUAAGCUUCAAUUUCACACUAAUUUAGGCAUAGGCUCUGGUAGAAUCAUGAAAACCUUGAGCCCGGAAAAUUGUGGAAAUCCAGUAAAUUUGUUUUUGAUACCAGAAGAACAAAUUGAUUCAGACGAUGUUAUUUAUUGGGGUCAUCCACCUCUAGAAGAUUUGAUUAAAAAGCUUAGAGCAAAUUUAUUUGAAGCUACCAAAAAUUCUCUAACUCAUGUUCAAUUGACUGAAAAAACUUGGCUGGUUUAUUGCAAUAAGGUUUGGGAAACUGUUAGGAAAAGUCCAUUUUUUGUGGAGUAUACCAAAUUGAUGCCUUGAUGAAGGUUGUAUUUAAUGUGAUAAAUUGAUUUCUUAGCUUCUCCAAAGAAAACAAUAUGAGAAUGAAGAGCGAUCUAUAAUAAUUUCGUAGGUAACAAUUGUAUGAAAAGAUGGAAAAAACAACAUACUAAGCAAAUAAUUGCCUUGUUGUAAUAAAAUAAAUGGAAUUUUGUUUCGUUCAAAAUGUAUUUUAGAAUAAAAAGGGGUUUUCUUGAAGAA
Ceutorhynchus assimilis (cabbage seed weevil) is the source of this 1777-nucleotide messenger RNA. NCBI's taxonomy places the organism in Eukaryota, Metazoa, Arthropoda, Insecta, Coleoptera, Curculionidae. The record is from the annotation of a GenBank genome assembly.